Molecule: messenger RNA, 1299 nt
Organism: Auanema sp. JU1783
Lineage: Eukaryota; Metazoa; Nematoda; Chromadorea; Rhabditida; Rhabditidae
Source: the annotation of a GenBank genome assembly
AUGUCCUAUCGACUUCUAGUAACAGGCGUUAAACAGAUUGUCCAGAUAACCGAUGAUCCUCAUGUAUCCUUCCUUAGCGGUAAACAUGAUAUGAACAAUAUAAAAAUUCUCGAUGAUGACUCUUCGCAAUUGUCUGUCCUUGUUGACAGCCACGGGAUUAUUAAAUAUAUUGGGAACGAGGCAGGCGCUUUGAAACUUCUGGGUGAUAUUGAACCAGAUGAGAAAUUGGAUGCUCUUGGAGGUGUUUUGAUUCCUGGAUUUGUUGAUGGUCACUCUCACCCUGUUUUUGCGGGAGAUAGAGUGCAUGAGUUCGCUAUGAAGCUUGCAGGUGCAACAUAUAUGGAGGUUCAAGCAGCUGGUGGAGGAAUACAUUUUACAACAACCAAAACUAGAGAAGCAACAGAAGAUCAACUUCUGGAUGACUUUCUUAAUGUAGCAACUCUUAUGAUACAUAGUGGUACAACUACGCUGGAGGCUAAAAGCGGAUAUGGAUUAGAAAUGGAAACAGAACUUAAGAUGCUCCGAGUUUUGAGUCGUUUGUCAGAUUUUGUACCACUUGAAAUUUCUGCUACAUUCUGUGGAGCGCAUGCUGUUCCUAAAGGCGUGACUGAAGCUGAACAAACUGACUUAAUCUGUAAUGAAAUCAUUCCGGCAAUAGAAAAAGAGAAGAAAGAAGGGAAGUUGCGUAAUUUGGAGAACAUAGACGUAUUCUGUGAGAAGGGUGUUUUUGGUGUCGAAACAACACGUAGGAUUCUCGAGGAAGGGAAAAAAACAGGCUUAAAUGCUAAUUUCCACGCAGAGGAACUGAAUUGGAUCGGAGGAGUCGAACUUGGAGCUGAACUGGGAGCACGAGCUAUGUCCCAUUUGGAAGAGAUUUCCGAGAAAGGUAUCGAAAUGAUGGCUUCGUCUGGCUCUGUAGCCGUUCUUCUUCCAUCAACUGCAUUCAUUUUGAGAUUAACUCCCCCUCCAGCACGCAAAAUGAUAGAGAAAGGUGUCGUAGUGGCCUUAGGAUCAGAUUUUAACCCGAACGCUUUCUGCUUUGCUAUGCCAAUGAUAAUGCAUUUAGCUUGUAUAACCAUGAAAUUAUCAAUGCCAGAAGCUUUGGUUGCGGCAACCCUCAAUUCAGCUCAUUCCAUUGGCCGCGGAAAAACUCAUGGUGCGAUAUGUGUUGGUCGCAAAGCCGAUAUGGUAGUUUUAAAUGCGAACUCAUGGGAGCAUGUUGUCUAUAGAAUGGCUGGACAUAGCAGCGUCAUCCAGCAAGUCAUCAAGAAUGGUCACAUCGUUUUUCAACAAUGUUGA